Molecule: messenger RNA, 1802 nt
Organism: Hirundo rustica (Barn swallow)
Lineage: Eukaryota; Metazoa; Chordata; Aves; Passeriformes; Hirundinidae
Gene: PRXL2C
Product: peroxiredoxin like 2C
Exons: 9
Coding region: 1-1236 (411 amino acids)
Source: RefSeq, a predicted model, not a curated record
AUGGAAGCGGUGGAAUCUUCCUUGUUGGAGGCACUAAAGACUCGUCUUGACACAGCCUUACAUAAUGUAAUCCAGGGCCUCGUUUUCAAUAGAAUGUUGGAUAAGGUGAUUUCCAAGGGUUCCUUUCAAUCAAAAUCUGCUGACGUACGUGGAAGAUCUCUGUGUCUAAAGCAGACAGAAACAGAUUCUGGAUACACAUUGCCAUCUUGUGGAGCCCUCUCCGACAAAGCACGCUGCAGAGACCUGAAGGUUUGCUUUACUCAAGAACCACUUCGUUCAGAGCUGACUACCACCAGGGAAAAGGAUGAAAAUAGUCAUUCUUUGCUGCAAGGUGAUGUCAUCAAAGGUGUCAGGACGGGAAGUUGCAGGUGUGUACAGCAGUAUACUGGCACAAACUGCACCCCGGCUCUGGCUGACGGACGCGCAGCGGUUUCGGCCGCAGGUCGCUCGCUCUCUUCAUCCCAACUCCCUACCUCCUCCCGGGCCGCGGAGCGGCUGCCCCAGGUCUCUCCCACGGACGGGAACUUCCCGUCGCUUCCUCGCCGUCACACAACGCCCCGCGCCUUUCCGCUCCGGUUCCGCCUUUCCUUUCCGCGCUCCCAUGGCCGGGCCGCCAGCGCCUCCGGUCACGCAGCAGGUCGGGCGGGCGCGGAGCUGCGGGCGGCGGCCGGAGCAGGAGCAGCUGUGGGAGGCCGCCCGCUGCCUGGUGCUGGACGCGGACGGGAGGAGCGUCCCCUUCCAGGCCCUAAUUUUUUGUGUUACACCUGUAAGGAGUACGUAGAAGAUCUGGCAAAAGUCCCCAAGGCAUUUUUACAAGAAUCAAAUGUGAGGCUUAUAGUUAUUGGACAGUCAUCAUACCAUCACAUCAAGCCCUUUUGCAGUUUAACUGGAUAUACACAUGAAAUGUAUGUAGAUCCACAAAGGGAAAUUUAUAAAAUACUUGGCAUGAAAAGAGGUGAAGGUAAUAAAGCAUCAGUUCGGAGCCCUCAUGUGAAAUCAAACACAUUUCUGGGAAGCAUUAGGAGUAUAUGGAGAGCAAUGACUGGCCCAGCUUUUGAUUUUCAAGGAGACCCUGUUCAGCAGGGAGGAGCUUUGAUUAUAGGCCCAGGCAAUGAAGUUCAUUUUUUGCACCUUGAUAAAAACAGGCUGGAUCAUGUUCCUAUCAAUACAGUUUUGCAGCUGGCAGGAGUUAAAACAGUGAAUUUCUCAAACAAACCCCAGAUUAUUGACAUAUGACACUGAUGUAAUAUAUACCUUUUUUUAAAAUUUGUGCUCUACAAGAACAGUUCUCCAAUGAAUUCCAACAAGCAUUGGUUCUGUUGUGUCUUUGUGGGACAUCUGAAACCUUAUGUAGAAAAUCAGAACAUAGAAUAAAACUACCUGACACUAGAGAUGGAUACAAAAGUGCUAUUUCCAUUGAGUACAAGAUAAUAAAAACUGAAACACAACUGAGACUGAUUGCAAAAAAUCCUGGAGCUUUUUAUUGUCUCAUCAGACAAGCUUGCUAAUAUAUUUUAAAAAUCAUUGUUCAAGGUGCACUAAAGUGAGAAAUCAGAUUUUGCUCAGGAAGAACUUGGAAUUCUUGCCUCCAGCAGAUCAACACUGGCUUUCAGUCCAAGAAUUCUCAGCACUUCCAGUGCUGCACAGUUUUGCAGCUUCCAGCACUGUAUGACAAUUUUGUACUGAAAUACACCUUGAAAAGUCACGAUUUUGAAGACCUGGACUUAAGCUUAUGCCUACUUUUUCAUCUGGCACUGGCAGGAGUUAUGAAAUACAUUUCACAAUUUCAAAUAAAUAUUUUA